GAUCGGAGGUGAUCCGCGCAUGGGAAAAUGACAAUCAAGUUUGUGGUGAUGAUCUUCAUACUUGUGCUUCAAGGUGCUCGUUCUGAUCUACUGGAUUAUGGCGACGACGAUGAAGAUCCCAACGACACCACUGUCAAUCAAAUGCUGGUCCCCAGGUCGCACCAGGAGGACGCCACACUCAUACUCAACAAUCUGCUCAAGGAAUAUGACAAGACGCUGCGGCCGGACAUUGGAGUGAAACCUACAGUCAUCGAUGUGGGCAUCUACGUCAACAGCAUCGGGCCUGUGUCAUCCAUCGAUAUGGAGUACCAGAUCGAUAUUAUCUUCGCCCAGACCUGGGUGGACACCCGUCUCCGGUAUAACAGCAGCAGCAGCAUGCGGCUAACCCUCAACAGCAAUAUGGUCGGCUUGAUCUGGCUACCCGACACCAUCUUUAGGAAUUCCAAGAAUGCAGACUCUCACUGGAUCACGACGCCCAAUCAGCUGCUGAGGAUUUGGAACAAUGGAAAAGUACUCUACACACUGAGGAUGACCAUCAACGCCGAAUGCCAGCUGCAACUCCAUAAUUUCCCAAUGGACGAACACUCGUGUCCCCUCGUCUUCUCCAGCUUCCAGCCUCCCGAUGGCUCAUCAGAUUCAGAUGAGGGAUCAAAUGAGCAGGACGGAGAGGAUGAACUUAAUGUUUUGGGCCGCGGUGAGGACCUCAGCAGCAGCAGCGUCAGGAGAGCCACUGUUGGCUCUAAUGAUGAGGCUUAUCUCAGAGUGUUUCUGCGAUUUAUGGCCGCACACACUCUGUAG
Plectropomus leopardus (leopard coralgrouper) is the source of this 798-nucleotide messenger RNA. The record is from RefSeq and is a predicted model, not a curated record. NCBI's taxonomy places the organism in Eukaryota, Metazoa, Chordata, Actinopteri, Perciformes, Serranidae.